Molecule: messenger RNA, 3797 nt
Organism: Ostrea edulis (European flat oyster)
Lineage: Eukaryota; Metazoa; Mollusca; Bivalvia; Ostreida; Ostreidae
Product: mucin-2-like
Exons: 5
Coding region: 212-1732 (506 amino acids)
Source: RefSeq, a predicted model, not a curated record
UCCUAGUUCGAACAAUCCAUUGACGGCGAAAGAUAUUCUAUAAACAAAACGCACGUAAAUAUUUUUGGAAAUGAACACUUUCGUUCAAGUUGGCAAUGAUUCACAAUCGUAGAUAUUGAUAACUAGCAUUUAAUCGAUCUGUGGAUAAAAAGGGCGAGACCGGUUACACGAUGCUGAAAAUCCGUGUAGAAAUUUCUUAAUUCUUCAUGACAUGGGUCCAGCGAGUUUAUUUCUGAUUGUUCAACUUUUUGUACCUGUUUUGUGUGUUUACAAAGAUGUGGUUUUCGUCCUAGACAAAUCUUCCUCCUUGACGAUUACAGACUUCGACGAUUCCUUGCACUUUACACAUGACAUCAUACAGUCGUUAGAAAUUGGAACGUCAGAUGUACUCGCGUCGUUAGUGACGUUUUCGACUGAACAGACAGAAGUGUUCGAUUUAAAGGAUUACACCGAAAAAUCGGAAAUGUUACAAGCGGUUGACAACCUUCUGGGGACGAACACUUCUGGGGAUGGUGAUGUCACAGGUUCUCUUCAAUUUGUGUGGGAUAAUACCUUUCAAACCAGUGGCAGAACUAGUCCAGACCGAGCGGUCAUUCUGGUGACCAGCAGUAUUUCAAACGACACCGCGGAAUCAAUCGCAUUUGCCGACCGCAUUCGCACGGAUUUCAAUGCCGACAUUUUCACCAUUGGUGUUGGUCCUACAGUGUACGCACAGAAUGCCGAGCUGAGAGGGGUGGCCAAUGACCCCGACGCCAAUUUCACCGUCUUUGUAGAAAGCUUCAGUGAUCUCUGGUGUGCUGUUCCCGACAUUGUGGCAAAAUUAGAUCCGUCGUCAUCACUGACGCCAUACUCUAAUUGUACACUGAAGUCACUACCACCUAUAAUAACACAUACAACAGAAAACGUGCCAUCUACAACAUCUACACAACCCACAACAUCUACACAACCCACAACAUCUACACAACCCACAACAUCUACACAACCCACAACAUCUACACCUAUAACAACAUCUACACAACCCACAACAUCUACACAACCCACAACAUCUACACAACCCACAACAUCUACACAACCCACAACAUCUACACCUAUAACAACAUCUACACAACCCACAACAUCUACACAACCCACAACAUCUACACAACCCACAACAUCUACACCUAUAACAACAUCUACACAGCCCACAACAUCUACACAACCCACAACAUCUACACAACCCACAACAACUACACAACCCACAACAUCUACACCUAUAACAACAUCUCCAUCAACAACAUCUCAAUCUACAGCGUCAACAACUACACAAUCAUCCACAACUCAAUCUACAACACUUACAAUUCCAUCUACCACAUCAACACCAACUAUGACAUCAUUACCACAUACAUUAAGUAGUACUUCACCUCUAUCAUCAGAAGAAAUAUCUACAACACCAUCAAUGUCGCCGAAAACAACAACAGUCCAAUCCCCAACAAUAACACAACAGACGCUAUCGGUUUUGGGACCAGCCCAGUCCGCCGCCUCUACCAGUGGUUCAAGUACCAGUAUUGUUGCCGGUGUCGUUAUAGGCAUUCUAGCCGCCGCUGCUGCCGUAUUUGCAUUAUUAGCCAUCUGGAGACGAAGACGUUCUGCAAACGAAGACGAGCUCCCCAUCCUAACUCUCGUAAGACAGUACAGGUCGGCUCCAAUGGGACCCUCUAAAUCGACCUUCUCGCACCAACAUCACCGCUUUUAGAUGAAGAACUGAGACUACAAUAAUGACUUCAAAAUUAAUAUACUAUACAAUAUAGUAUCUGUAUUUAAAAGAAAGGGAAAGAAGAUAUACAAAUUGUCAAAUUGAUACAACAUCCAAGGCUACAUAUUGUAUAUGUACAUGUUAGAUCCUUUAACUCUUUUCAUGUUCUAUUAUGGUGCUAUUUACAAUUCGUACUACUAUACCAAGGUUGGUUUUUUUUUUUUUUUUUGUUUUUUUUUUUGUAGAGAAGGAAGAAUGGUGGUAUGGAGUACAAUUUAUUUCUGUGAAAAUCUUGUUAAGAUCAGUUUUGCUUAAGUGGCAUGCAGGGUAUGACAUGCCCUGGAAGAUAUGGCAACGAAAUAUUGAUAAAUUCCUACUAACAUGUAUUCUCAAAUAAACAUUUCCUGUCCAAUCACAUCAGUUUCGUUCUUUGUUUUGUACAUUUUUUUUCAAAUUCAUAUGUUUUCAAGUACUUAACUAUAUUCUGAAAUAGUAAGUUUCGAUUUUUUCAUUUGGAAUAUACGAGAGCUGUUCGAUAUGUAAUGUGCAUUGUACGAUAUCUCAAAAGCAUUCGACUCAAAUUGUGAAAUGAACAUUACGUCCCUUCAAAGUAUUCUCCGCGGUUUGAAAUACAUAAUUUCAAUCUCUGAAUCCAUUUCUGAAAAGCGUCACGGUACGCUGAUUUAGGUAAACCUCUGUGGCACUGACAGAUGGCUGAGCCAAGGGCUUGUCGGGGCUUGUAACUACGACCAGAUAAGAACUUUUGAAGUUUUUGCAAAAGGAAAAAGUCGCAUGGGGAUAGAUCUGGAGAGUACGGUGGGUGUGGCAAGACGGUAGCCUCUUCCGACUUCAAAAUUUGCUUCACAAGCUCAGCUGUAUGUGAUGGAGCAUUAUCAUGAAGUAGACAAACAUGCCUAAAUUCUGACACAGGGCGUCGCUUAUGAUAAUGAGCUUUUUUAGUAUAACAUCUCGGUAAUACAGUCCUGUAACACUUCUGCCCUUCGGCACCGGAAUUUGUACGGCUAUACCAUCACAUGAGAAGAAUAUGCAAUGAAGAACCUUCUUUGUGCUGAUGGUUCUUUUGGCAACUACAGGCCUUCUACCGUGUUUAGUUAGCCAUAUUUUGUUUCCAAUUUUUCUUACUGGUUCGAUAUAGUGAACCCAUGUUUCAUCACCAGUAACAAUGUUUGCAAAUUGUCUUUGAUUGAAUUUGGGAAACAUUUUGAGCAAUUGCUUAGCGGUUUGUACUUUCAAAAUCCGCUUUAAAAUGAAAUGCACCCGCGAUAGCGAUAUGCCAACAGCUUUGGCAAUAUCACUAAUCGUAUACUAGUAUUUGCCAUUACUUUCAAUUAUUUUCCUGACUUUUGAGACAUUUGCCUUGCCUGUUACAGUCCCAGGUCGGCCAAAUUUUGCUGCAUCUUUCACGGACUCUGUGCCAGUCAGAAAUUUCUUUCUCCACCUACGGAUAACUUGUCAGACCCAUAAACUUCCCCCAGUUCAGUAAAGAUCUGCAUUACCGAAUGACCGAGUUUUGUUUCGAAGUUUUAUAUAAACUCUAAUUUGUUCAAUAUUCUCAACCCGUUUCCCAACCAUUUUUACAACAGUGAUCAACGACUGGCUCUAUUGAAAUGACUAUAAGUUUAAAACUAUUUGGAGCUGAAGGCUCGUGUUUAUACCGUUGGAAAGUUAUUAAAUAGAGCUAUUUCCGAGUAUCAUCAUCCAUGAAAUCGUGCAAAGCGUUAUCGCGCUGUAGUACAGUACACAUUACAUAUCGAACAGCCCUAGUAUACUUUUUGACAAGCAUUAUUAGAAGAUUAAUGAUUUCAUCUUCUCUAGGGAGACCUAGUAUUACUGUACUUGCAUCAUUUUAGUCUUUUCCUAGAUUUUUUCAAAUAUCCAUUUUUCUAAUUGGCAGCAUAAUGGACAGACAUUUGGGCAAUAAAAGAAAACUUGCAGAAUGUUUUCAGUUUCAGUUCGACAUAGAGAACAAAUUAUCAUCUCUGAUUUUUGACAGAAACAAGUACUUGUUUGUACAUAUGAUUCUAUAAAUAUUUCUAAAAUUCAA